CUGCCUUAUAAUCGGAGUAGAACUCAACGACUUGUUGUACUUUAAGGACGUCCCAAGGAGCGUGUCGAGAGUAAGCAGAUACCGCUUUGGAAUAUAUAACUCGACACAGCGAGGCGCCAUAUGUGGAGACAUCGAACGCGUUGACGGAAGCCUUACAUCACAAAAUGCCUGCCGUGCACGUGCUCCUUGGAUUAACCUUAGUGUUGAUGUCGUUCCUGAAGUCUUUCCCGAUCCUGGCUUCCUGUCCAUACGACAACGUGACAAACACGGUAGAUCUAUCCAGUGCUUUCAACACAAGUUUGGUUAAUCUUACAAAAUCGCACUUGGCAAAUUGUCCGAAAAACGCCACUACCCUAAACAUAUCCAGUAACAGUCUUCAGACGUUGUCUAGUGAUGUUUUUGAUGACUUUUGGAAUCUUGUUACUAUUACCCUCUCACAUAAUCAAAUUAAAGCCUUACCGUAUGGACUUCUAAAGAACAUGCGCAGUCUGAAGCACUUCGACGCCAGCGAUAACGCGCUCGAGACCCUGGAUGACGAUCUGUUUGUAGGAUUGUCGAAUGUGCCCCUGGUUAAUCUAGUGACCGUAAACUUUUCUCACAACAAUAUCAGCGAAAUCGGUUUUAAUGUAUUUCACAAAGAUAUGGCGCUUAUCAGGGACGUUGACUUGUCCUUCAAUAGUCUGCUUUCUUUCGAACCUUGGCCCUACAUUCCACAGACGGAUCAGCAUGACAAUGAUGACGUCAUCUGGAACUUCCAAAACAACUUUAUCGCUUCAUUAACUAACAAAAUGAACUGGACGUACGAUCUAAUUGAAGAUUACGAAUUUGAGGUAUAUCUACAGAAUAAUAGGCUGAGAGUUCUAAAUACCAAUAUGGUGAAAAUAUACAAUCCCGGAUUCGCUGGGGACUAUCUUACCGAAUUUAUAACAUAUAACAUUAAUAUUACACAAAACCCAUUCUUUUGCGACUGUCAGCCCCAUGUCUAUGUCAAAGCUCUGCACGAGUCGAUCAUGUUCUAUCUAAAUGCCGAAGAAAACCGCGUAAGGUGUGACGGGCCACCUCACCUUCAUGGCAUCGACUUUUUUCAUGACAUGGAAUUGGACGAAUUCGUCUGUAACUUGACAGAUAACUGUCCAUCUGAGUGUUUUUGUCAGGAACGCCCAAAUUCACACGAACUCUUCGUGGACUGUCGAAAUAAAGGUCUGACGUCACUUCCGCUGACGCUACCUCAUGCAACGUACGGAAACAUAUCCCUUCACCUGGACAACAACAAUAUUAUGCAUCUGACGGAAACUAAGUAUAACCAUCAGAUAAGAAACCUGACCAUUAGCAAUAACAAAUUAACAUUUAUCGAUUCUAGCAUAAUUAUGAGUAUGAAUAAUCUGAAAAUUCUUAACUUAGACAAUAAUGAAAUCAACUAUUUCCCCAAAGAACUACAACUUCUCGCAUUCCCAAACGUCAGUAUGUCCGGAAAUCCUCUGCUCUGUGGUUGCAAUAUGACCUGGAUGGCCGACUGGAUUAAUCUUUCCCCGGAUGCCAAGGAUUCGCACAUCACCUGCGAUUACGACGGAGACAGUCUCCCAAUAUCUACGAUCACAGAGGAUGAUCUUCUCUGUAGCUACGACAAGAUAAUCAUAAUUCUAAGUGUGACGAUUGGCGUAGUAAUCGGGUUAGUAUCCAUGGUUACCAUAACUGCCAAACGAUGCCCGUAUGAGACCAAAGUACUCCUGUACAAAUUCUUCAACAUUCAUCCGCGAGACAAAUACAAAGUCGACCAGGAACCAACCAAGGAAUACGACGCCUAUAUUUCGUAUUAUCAAGGCGAACAGGGCGAGGAGGACAUCAAUGUAUUGAUGUACAUUACUCAAAGAAACAUCGAAUGUAUUGAUGUACAUUACUCAGAGACAUCUAAUGUAUUGAUGUACAUUACUCAAAGAACCAUCUAA
Pecten maximus is the source of this 1946-nucleotide messenger RNA. Its product is annotated as slit homolog 2 protein-like. Gene Ontology annotation, cellular component: extracellular matrix. The record is from RefSeq and is a predicted model, not a curated record. Lineage: Eukaryota; Metazoa; Mollusca; Bivalvia; Pectinida; Pectinidae. The transcript is spliced from 2 exons. Bases 165 to 1946 code for a protein of 593 amino acids. Gene Ontology annotation, molecular function: protein binding.